AUGGAGGAAUGUGCAUGGGGAAUGGGGGAAUGUGCAUGGGGCAUGGGGGAAUGUGUAUGGGGGAAUGUGCAUGGGGAAGUGUGCAGAAUGUGCAUGAAGGAACGUGCAUGGGCCAUGGGGGAUGUGUAUGGGGGAAUGUACAUGGGGGAAUGUGCAUGGGUGAAUGUGCAUGGGGGAAUGUGCAUGGGGGAAUGUGCAUGGGGGAAACGUGCAUGGGGGAAUGUGCAUGGGGGAAUGUGCAUGGGGGAAUGUGCAUGGGGGAAACGUGCAUGGGGGAAUGUGCAUGGGGGAAUGUGCAUGGGGGAAACGUGCAUGGGGGAAUGUGCAUGGGGGAAUGUGCAUGGGGGAAUGUGCAUGGGGGAAUGUGCAUGGGGGAAUGUGCAUGGGGGAAACGUGCAUGGGGGAAUGUGCAUGGGGGAAUGUGCAUGGGGGAAUGUGCAUGGGGGAAUAUGCAUGGGGGAAACGUGCAUGGGGGAAUGUGCAUGGGGGAAUGUGCAUGGGGAAAUGUGCAUGGGGGAAACGUGCAUGGGGGAAUGUGCAUGGGGGAAUGUGCAUGGGGGAAUGUGCAUGGGGGAAUGUGCAUGGGGGAAUGUGCAUGGAGGGGCGGCGUACAGUGUGUCGGUGCGAGUAAAAGUCAUUGUCUCCUGCAAUGCUCCCACUGCCACCUGA
Closterium sp. Naga37s-1 is the source of this 669-nucleotide messenger RNA. The record is from the annotation of a GenBank genome assembly. NCBI's taxonomy places the organism in Eukaryota, Viridiplantae, Streptophyta, Zygnematophyceae, Desmidiales, Closteriaceae.